Ipomoea triloba (trilobed morning glory) is the source of this 2348-nucleotide messenger RNA. Its product is annotated as protein SIEVE ELEMENT OCCLUSION B-like. The record is from RefSeq and is a predicted model, not a curated record. Gene Ontology annotation, biological process: phloem development. Bases 457 to 2082 code for a protein of 541 amino acids. NCBI's taxonomy places the organism in Eukaryota, Viridiplantae, Streptophyta, Magnoliopsida, Solanales, Convolvulaceae. The transcript has 8 exons.
ACCCUCAACUAAAGCACCAACUUGAAUCAUUGUUCUCGUCCCCCAAUUUCUCCGUUUAGUAUUGCAACCAAACCUCAAUUUCUAUCUAAGACCAUAAUUUCACAACCAAAAAUGACUUUAUCAUCACUAAGCAACCACCCAAUUGACGAGAGUAUAAUCAGAGAGCAUGUUUUGUCCACUGACAAUCAAGACGGUAGACACUUCAAUACCAAUUUCAUUUUGAAUGAUGCAGAAAAGAUUCUUCGUCUCGAAAUGGGUACUACUAAAGAAGUCACGGUGGAGAAGUUGAAUCAAGUAGUAGAGCUCAAUAAUAUUUAUGAACAGCUUUCUUUUCAUAUCAGACAAGUUUCGAUUGAGAUAGCGUCCGAUUUGAAUGCUAAGACUGCAGCAAAUCAACAACACUCCACGACUAUUGGUGUACUGUGAAAGCUGUGUUGGUAUUCUUGGGAAGAUAAGAUGGUCAUCAUGCUUGCUGCUUUCUCCAUUAUCUAUGGAGAAUACAUCCUUCUUGAUUCCCGAUUAUGCGAAGGCAGUCCUAAAUUAGGAGGAUUGGCUGAGAAGUUGGGAUUUUUGAGACAACAUAAUCUAGUUGAAACACCACCCUCCUACAUUCAAAAAGUAGUUGUGGAUUGCUUGAAUUCAGUGUUAGAACUCACCAAAUGCGUGGUUGAGCUCAAGCAAUGUCCAUAUUACUCUCCCCCGUCAUCAAUAAUUUUGGCCUUACCAAUGGCCACCUAUUGGAUAGCCACAACUCUUAUUAACGUCAGUGCAGCGUGUGCUUGUGAUGCUCACUUCAAGGUUCUUCAUCAAAAUGAACUUGAGGAGCUAAGUGCUUUAAUUGCCAAAAUCCUGGCUAUGUUCUCUCCUGAACUAGCAAAGAAAAAGGCGGAGGAAUCUUUUCAAAUAUUGCGACAUGCAUGGUAUUCCAAUUCUUCUAAUAAGAUACAACUUUUCAAGUUAAUGUUUAAUGUUAUGGAUGAUGAUGAAGCGAUAUUUCAAAGGAGGAUCUUCCACUGGAGAUUAAACUUUUGGCGAGACAGAAGGACAGUACUUCUAUUAAUAACAUCAGGCUUUGAUAUCUCUAAUGAGCAAAUUGAUUUUCUAAAUUGGUUUUACGCCAACUCAAGCCCAUAUAUUGUUUGGAUCCCCAUCAUGCAGUACAAUGCAGCAUGGACCACUGAGGAUGAACAUCACUUUGAAAAAGUAAAAGAGGGGAUGCAUGAGUUAUUUGUGUUGAAAGAUCCACAAAGAAGACUGUUGCCACAAUUCACUAGGUUUGUUAAAGAGGAGUUAUUUCCAAAUUUAAAGAUGAGAUGGGGAGAAGAGGCUAUCCUUGUUUCAAUAGAUCGAAAGGGAAGAAUUGCUCAUCCAAAUGUCAUGCAUAUGAUACUCACUUGGAAUUAUGGUUAUAUUGAAAAAAAUACAAUAGGGGUACAAAGAUUAUAUAAUAUAACUCCCUUGGUAGCAAAGGAGGUGAAAGAAGGGACUUCUGGCGUUAAUCGUGUUGUGCCUGAAAUUGAUGAAAUGAUACGUGACUUUCUACAUGACAUGCACGAUAGAAUAAAUGACUGGGCACACUUGGUUGAACGCAAGAUAGAAAAAGUGCUGGACGAAUCUACUCCAUAUCACAGUGAUAGGGAGAAAGAUUUGUGGCAACAAGAAACAACUUGGAGUCUUCAUCUCCCGGUGCCAAAAUUUCAAUCCUAUCAAGCAAUUGGCAAACUCAUAAAUGUUUGGAUUCAAGAGGAAAUAUAUAUUUUUUUGUAUGGAGGAAAUGGCAUGCAAUGGGUUCAAGAAUUCCCUUCCAAGGUACGCGAAGUUGGCUCCAUAACCCAAUUAAACAUAGAGUUGGUCUAUGUUGGAAGAAACAAGAAAAUAAGACGAAUCAUUGAUGAAAAAAGAAUGAGUCAUUCUCCUUUGCACAAUUCUACAAGAGUAUGGUGGUUUUGGACUCGUCUUCAAAAUAUGUUUUUGUCAAGAAUUCAUUAUUUAGAUGUGACUAACUGCCCUGUUAAAGAAUACAAAAAUGAUGAAAUUUUGCAAGGGCUUAAUGGCCUACGAAAGCACGAAUACAACAAUUGAAGGAUGGGCCUUGUUAAGCAAAGGAGCAAAAGUGAUUGUAUGUGGACAUAGAACUAAAAUGUUGCGAGUCCUGAAUGAAUAUCAAAUAUGGAAGGAGAACAUAACCCCCAAAGGUUUUGGACAAGCAUUCAAAGACCACCAUGAGAUGAUUUUCAUGAAUAGGCAUUCUUGUUGUACUCUGGAAUAUCCAAUUAACUUGGACAAAAUUCCUGAAAAUGAAAUAUGUCAUGAGUGCUCUUGCAGUAUGCACAAAUUUUUAACUUUCA